Messenger RNA from Parathielavia appendiculata, 2273 nucleotides. Its product is annotated as polyubiquitin-tagged protein recognition complex, Npl4 component. Gene Ontology annotation, cellular component: nucleus. The coding region runs from base 229 to 2025 and encodes 598 amino acids. Gene Ontology annotation, biological process: ubiquitin-dependent protein catabolic process. The transcript has 5 exons. NCBI's taxonomy places the organism in Eukaryota, Fungi, Ascomycota, Sordariomycetes, Sordariales, Chaetomiaceae. Gene Ontology annotation, molecular function: ubiquitin binding; ubiquitin protein ligase binding. The record is from RefSeq and is a predicted model, not a curated record.
GCUUCCCGUCUCGAGCGUUCCCAGUUGUCAUGUGCAGUCCAUGAUGUGAGACGCACAAAACUACUGCACUGUCGCUGCCAUCUAGGUUAUCUAUUCAAUUCACACCCGCCCGCUAUUUGGAGAGAUUAAAUAGACACCAGGUUCAGUACCACAUCAACAAUCCAAGGACCAACCAGUAAACCGUCAGGAACCGCCCAAGCCAAGUCGACAGUUGGUGCCGCCGCCGCCAUGCUACUGCGAUUCCGUGCCCCUGAUGGCAUGUUCCGCCUGAUCUUGGAAAAGGAUAGCACCUUCGGCGAGCUCAUUACACAGCUUCUCCCUCAGCUCCCGUCGACAGUCAAUCCCCAAACGAUCACCCUCUCAAACGACCCAAGAGGCGGCGGUGCGAAAAAGAUUGGAGAAAUUGCGAGGUUCAAAGUCGGCCAGGUGGGGUUAAGCCAUGGCGACCUCGUUUUCGUCAGUUACCAGCACCAAGAGGACAUGACAAACGGCGCCACGGAUAAUGGCCAAUCGGCCGCUCUGUCAUCGUCCACAAACCGACUCAACGGAAAGCCGAUCCUUCCAGCCGAAGAUCACCCCAUCGACCCGCCUCCCAACACAUCGGCCGAGCGAAUCAGAAACCCAUGGGAAGUAGUGAGGCAGUCUCCGCUGGACGACCGACUGGACAGACAAGAUGGCAAGAUUCCGCGAAAGAGGGAUAACAAGAUGUGUCGCCACGGGCCGAAGGGCAUGUGCGACUACUGCAUGCCUCUAGAUCCCUUCAACCCCGAGUAUCUCGAGGAAAGGAAGAUCAAGUACAUGUCGGUACACGCCUACAUGCGCAAGAUCAACUCGGCCACGAACAAACCUGAGCUCGGCAGUUCCUUCAUCCCCCCACUCGUCGAGCCCUACUACCGCGUGAAGCGUGACUGCCCGUCAGGCCACCCCGAAUGGCCAGAGGGAAUUUGCACAAAGUGCCAGCCGAGCGCUAUCACCCUCCAGCCGCAGCAGUUCCGCAUGGUCGAUCACGUCGAGUUCGCGUCACCGCAAAUCAUUGACAAGUUCCUCGACGCCUGGCGCCGCACAGGAACGCAGCGCCUGGGCAUUCUUUAUGGAAAACACCUGGAAUACGACGUAGUGCCCCUCGGUAUCAAAGCCGUGGUUGAAGCCAUUUACGAGCCGCCCCAAGUGGAUGAGAUGGACGGCAUCUCACUCAACGCGUGGGAAAACGAGCAGGAGAUCAACUCAGUCGCAAGGUAUUGCGGCUUGGAACAGGUUGGCGUCAUUUGGACAGAUCUUCUCGACUCCGGCAAGGGUGAUGGGAGCGCCAUUUGCAAACGCCACGCAGACUCGUACUUCCUCGCCGCUCAGGAGGUCGUGUUUGCAGCGCGGAUGCAGGCCCAGCAUCCCAAGCCAAGCAAGUGGAGUGACACAGGGAGGUUUGGCUCCAACUUCGUCACAUGCGUCAUCUCGGGCAACGAGAAAGGGGAGAUCUCCAUCUCAGCCUAUCAGAUGUCGAAUGACGCCGUCGAAAUGGUCAGGGCGGACAUCAUCGAGCCCUCGGCUGAUCCCACCCAGAUGCUCGUCCGCGAAGAGGAAGAGGACGACGGCUCGUUGAGCAGGACACGCUACAUCCCCGAGGUCUUCUACCGCAGGAUCAACGAAUACGGCGCCAACGUUCAGGAGAAUGCAAAGCCGGCGUUCCCCGUUGAGUACCUCUUCGUCACCCUUACCCACGGUUUCCCCGAGACGCCCAAGCCCGUCUUCACCGACAGCGGGUUUCCCAUCGAGAAUAGGGAGUAUGUCGGGGAGUCUCAGGAAGUCUCGGCGGUGGCCAAGGCUCUGAAGGUAAACCGAAAGAGCGACAGCCUGGACGUCUCCGACUUCCACCUCCUCUGCUACAUCCACCAGAUGGGUGUCCUAUCCAAGGAAGAAGAAGCCCUCCUCUGCCGCGUGGCCACCCAGCACGACCUGGCCGAGUCGUUCCAGCUGCGGUCAACUACGGGGUGGCAGACGCUACACAUGAUCCUGCAAUCCACUGGCUGAACGGAGACCGCCGCUCGUAAAAAAAUCAAUAUCGCACAAGCCGAUACCCGCGUAAGGGUAUAGCUUGACCUGCCGAUGCCAUACUGGACUAGGCGUCUGGAUGCCAGGGGAAAUGAGCGUAUUUCCUGGACCCAGAUAGCUGGGCAUGAUUAGGAGACGGUGGAUUGGUUGUGUUGACCAUGGAUACUGCGGAAUAGGAGUUCGGGGUUGCGUCGUGGCCAUAGACGAUGAGAAACAGAACGGCGGGU